Misgurnus anguillicaudatus (oriental weatherfish) is the source of this 724-nucleotide messenger RNA. The record is from RefSeq and is a predicted model, not a curated record. NCBI's taxonomy places the organism in Eukaryota, Metazoa, Chordata, Actinopteri, Cypriniformes, Cobitidae.
CUGAGCUCCUUGGUGGGGAUAAGUAUGUAUCCUGCUCUGUGGUUCUUCCUGCCCUGUGCCACCUCCAGCACACGAUGAAGAUCUCAGACGAUGAUCCUGCCUAUAUUGUGCGAUUCAAGGCUGCCUUUACCAAGGACCUCAACCAGCGGAGGGAGAAAAUAAAUCUGGAAUGGCUUAAGGUGGCGACUGCUCUAGAUCCACGAUUUAAGGACCUCAAGUGCUUGCCCAGAGCAGAGAGGGAGCCAGUGUGGGCAAAGCUAAGUGAGUUGGUGAAGGAAGAAGAACCUGCUUUGCAGCCACUCAGGGAGGAGAACCCUGAGCCACCCAAGAAGAAAACCGCCCUGCUACUGAUAGGAUCAGACUCAGAAUCAGAUGAGGAGACACCAGAAGACAGUACUGUGGAGAGGUACAAGGUAGAGCCCAGUGCCAGUCUAGAUGAGUGUCCACUGAAGUGGUGGUCGGAGCACACUGCUGUCUAUGGUAAGAUGGCCCACAUUGCCCGUAAAUACUUGGGGACUCCUGCCACAACUGUCCCGUGCGAGAGACUUUUUUCUUUAGCAGGCCAUAUUGUGCAGAAGAGGAGAUCUAGUUUGUCACCAGAAAAUGUGAACAAGCUGGUCUGCCUGAGUGACUGGUGGAAAAAGGAGAAAUAGAGCUUGACUGAUUGACACAAAGCUACUGGCUGUAAACAGUUCAUCAUGACCUCGUAUGUAGGCCUACUGUU